UGAAGUGCUUAGCUAUGCCCCAGCCUCACUUAGACCUACUUUAUAGUUCUUUAAAAGUUGCUUUGAGUGUUCUUAAGUCUGUUUUUUGGCUUUAUCCUUUCUCUCUCCCCAUUACAUUUAGAGCUCACCGAAUGCAAGCAGUGUCUCUCCCUUCAGAGUGGGAUCUACCAAAAGGUCACUUAACAGGAUGAGAACCUCAAUGUAUUGGCAGCUGCUGUUGUUACUUUCUGUACCCCCAUUUGGAGAAACUUUAGACAAGUUUGCUCCUGUUGAGAACCCUGGACACACAGGACAGUCAGGCCGACUCCUGGCCCACUUGAUUCCCUGGGAAGGGAGACCUCGGUGCCCUGAGAAGCCAGAACAAAAAGGACAGACACAGAGACUGGCCCUGCUCUGUCCCUCUGAUGAGGCCUCUGACCCCUUGUGGCCAGGUCUGUGUCCUACUCGCAGCCGACUGAUCACAGCACCCCAAGGAGCAUUGUUGGUGGAGCGGGAAAAGGACCUGUCAGCCUACAACUGGAACUCCUUUGGUCUGCGUUAUGGGAAGCGCCAAACAAACAGGGGGAAGGCCCAGCUGCCUGCUUGAUAGAGUGUCCUGGCAUUUGAAAUAAAAUUUCAACCUGGGGCAAGGGUUUCAAGAAAGAGGCUGGAUUUUUGGGGGAGGGAAUGGGAGAACAAUGUCCUGGAGAUAAAA
Gracilinanus agilis (Agile Gracile Mouse Opossum) is the source of this 694-nucleotide messenger RNA. RefSeq names its product KiSS-1 metastasis suppressor (gene KISS1). The transcript has 3 exons. Gene Ontology annotation, biological process: G protein-coupled receptor signaling pathway; positive regulation of cytosolic calcium ion concentration. The record is from RefSeq and is a predicted model, not a curated record. Lineage: Eukaryota; Metazoa; Chordata; Mammalia; Didelphimorphia; Didelphidae. Gene Ontology annotation, molecular function: kisspeptin receptor binding. Gene Ontology annotation, cellular component: neuron projection. The coding region runs from base 188 to 586 and encodes 132 amino acids.